AUGGAGACAAGAAAUAUGGACAGCACCAACACAGCAGCAGCAGCAGCAGCCCAUCUGACGGUGGAAACUCAGUCGUUUCAGAGGUUGUCGUGGCUGGAGCUAGCAGCCGAAGAACUCGAAGACGAAAAAGAGGACGACGGCUACCGAGACGAUUACCUGGGUGUCGGGGAGGGGGAAGGGGGUGAGGCGGACCUAGAAAAUAGACUGCUGUCUAGCGAAGGGCAGGGGGAGCCAGAGAAGGAAGACGGCAAGGGGGAGGAAAGCCAGCAGGGAACGAAGGAGAGGACGCACGGGGGAAGGCAAGAGAACAGAAGCGAGGGGGGGGAACACGGGUGGACAACGGACCCGAUGAGGGGCAAAGCGCAAGGCGGGGGAGUGGGAGCGAGCAGAGAUCCUGCUGACGAGGCCAAGCAAGAGACGGCAACAACGUUAGGGGAAAGCGCACAACGGCCGGCCGUGGACCACAAAAGAUCGCAGUCUCUAACGGAUGAAGACUUUUUUUCUGAACUCUCAGUGCCAACAGGUAUGGCAGCAGCAGGGCAAGUGCUGGCGGAACGGCGAGAGUGCUCCGGACCGAGGCUCGAUGGAGAGAAUGACCAUCUCACGCAGACACCGGCUCCAGCGUUACCGCCCGUCGAUUCAACCACACAGCUGAGUGGCGAUGCCACAACACUGCCGUUAGAGACGACGCGACAAGCAGCAGGAGCAAGGGCGGUAGCGGCGUUUGACCCCACGGGCAUAGGAACACAACCAGCUGUACGGUAUCAGCGACGGGCAAGCUACAUGCCAGGGCAAGCCAUGAGGCCAGGACGUUCGGCGGCAAGAGCUAGCGUUCAGCUAGCGCUUCCCCCGAUCGUGACAGAAGGAGAACCCGCGCCUGCCAACGAAACAUCGAACGCCGACGCGGUAAGAACGAUCCACGAGGCGGCCGAGAGUGAGGUAGAAGAACCUGAUCAGCCGAUGGGCGGCCAAACGUGGAAGGAAUACCACGCACUGCACCCCGACAGGCAACACAGUACUGCGGAUUUGGUGGCUUAUCGGCGCACGCGCAACCGCCAGCUGUCUGUGGAACUCUUCGGAGAGGGUGACGAUACGAGUUCUAGCAGCAGUAAAACAACCUCGGAUGGCGAAGCAGACGUUGAUGAGCGAGAGGAACGGAAGGACAAGGAUCUUGACACUCCGUUGUGGCCCCAAAGCGACGAGGGCAGAUCUAUGAUGGAAAAACUGACGAAAGUGACCGUCGCUGUUGAAUCACCUGCAACCAAGAUCUCGCGCAAGUACCUCAAGCUCUUCGCCCCUUCCAACUCUGCCCACGACACCUACAAGGUGCUGGCAGCCCUCCACCGACGGAUGAACGGGACAGGGUGGCCGCGAAGGGGGGGAUGGGACUCUUAUCUUGUCCGACGGUCUCGGGCGGAGCUAGACGAAGGCAGAGUCUACGGGGUCAGAUCAAAGGAAGGGAGCGUUGAGUAUCUGAUCCUGUCGUCUAACAACGUCUGCGGUCGCAUCCCCCCGAUAAUCGCUCGGCUCGAGUCUUUAAAAUGCAUUAACCUUUCGGACAACCACAUUUCGGGGACCAUUCCCGUGGAGCUCGGACUGCUCCUUCAGCUUCAGACGGUCCAGCUGCAGGGAAACAACUUGCGAGAUAACAUAUCUCCGCUGUUGGGCUCGCUCAUCAGCUUGAUUCGCCUGUCGCUCGGGCACAACAAGCUCUCGGGACCUCUUCCGGACAGCCUGGGCAACCUCCUCCACCUGGAGUACUUCUCGGCGGAGAACAACCAUUUGUCCGGGGGUAUCCCCAACUCUAUCAGUCGCAUGACGGCCCUGAAGACCUUCAACGUGUCCAACAACGAACUGAGCGGAGCGAUUCCCGCCAACAUCGGUUCCCUCGCCCGCCUGAAGAAGCUCGAGUUGGCGAGCAAUCGGUUGUCCGGGGCUAUUCCGGCUAGCAUGGGCACUCUGUCGGCACUCAACUGGCUGCGUGUCGAGAACAACCAGCUCACGGGCCCCAUACCCGCCAGCUUCGGAGACCUGAAAGAGCUCUUGAUCCUCGACUUGUCGUUCAACCGACUGUCCGGGCCGUUGCCGGCCGCGCUAGGGACUCUGCCUAAUUUAACCACGGUGUGUCUCCGGGGGAACUCGUUCGAGGGGCCGUUUCAGUUUCCCGUCAAGUUUCAGUUUUGGUUCUUGCGCUCGAGCGGCGCCACCGGUGGGAGUGGCAUGAGAAGCCUCAACCUGGGGUCGAACGAGGUGGAAGAGCCGUUUCCGGAUCUGCAGGGAAUGGAACAGCUGCAGAGCCUGGUGCUAGACCAGAAUCGGAUGUACGGCGGGCUGACGGAGAGUCUGGCGGAGACGUGCCCGAACCUCUACAGGCUGAGCCUGCAGAAGAACAGGCUGUCAGGGGAGAUUCCGCAUAGCCUGGGGAUGUUGACAAAAUUGGAACAUCUGGACCUGAGCGACAACUGCUUCGAGGGCGGUCUCCCGCCUUCUAUGGAAUCGAUGCAGCUUCUCAAGACUUUCUCCGCAUCUAACAACAAUCUUUCGGGAGACCUCCCCUCCUUUUUGGGGAAGCUGACGCUCCUGACAUGCCUGGCGUUGGAUGGAAACCAGUUUAGUGGGACCCUGCCGCGUGAGCUUGGCAAGCUCACUCUCCUCGAGCGACUCUACUUGGAACGGAACGCGGUGGUGGGGUCCAUUCCAGCGGAACUGUCCAGGUGCCUCGCUCUGGAGGAGCUGUACUUACACGACAACAAGAUGUGGGGGAAAAUUCCAGAUUCUCUGCGCGCCUUAAGGGGGCUCCGAUACUUGUAUCUGUAUCGGAACAAAAUCACCGGGACGGUUCCCGAGUGGCUAGGGGAGCUAUCCAGCCUGCGCGGGUUGGUUCUCGGGGAAAACCGACUGAGGGGGCACAUACCGUGGCAGCUAGGACAUCUUCACAAGCUGCAAGACUUGUACCUGAACGACAACAACCUGGACGGAAGUAUCCCCGAGCGGAUGGUGAUGAACUGCGAAUGUCUGCAGAGGCUGUACCUAGGAGGGAACCGCCUUUCUGGCACUGUGCCGCGUUACCUGAGGCAUGUACGCGAUCUGCGAGAGCUUAACAUCGAGAGGAACAAGUUGCACGGAGAGAUUCCUAUCCCCCUCUUCCUCAAGGCUAGCCUUGGCCCUAACGCGUGUGGCUUCAAGUGGGCGGGGAACCCUCGAAUAGUGGAUAGCCGGCACCACUUCGCCAGUGUCGCUGGUCUUCGACGAGCCGGGGGGAAUCAGGCAGACCGGGGUACGGCAACACCACCGUCAAAAGAUCAACACCAGCAGCAGCACUCCACCAACUCCUCGUUCAAGCCGAUACCUCUCACGCUGAGGGUUCCAGAUCUUCCGGGCUGCGAAGAGAAAUCCCGACUGAGGGGGUCCGGCUACCAAGUAGGGGCCAAAGGGGGGUUCUCGCAACAGCUGCAGGGCUCGGAGGAGUUGGACCGUGAAAUUGGGAUUGGGGUGAUGGAGGAAGACUACUUGUGCGAGUACGGAGACGACGGGACCGGUGCCAGCCGGCUGUGGGCCAACAGCGAAGACUUCUGUUACUUCCUGUUCAAGGUUGUCGUUGGAAACGCUUUGGUCUUGAUAGACUUGGUCAUUGCGGCGAGGCUGUACCUCAUUGGGUGCAAGUGGGGCUUUUUUCUGGUAAUUCUCUGGAGAGUUAUGUCGGGUAUGGAGGGGGUGUUGGCCACUCAUCGCCUCGGGUAUGGGCGUUGUUGGCUGCCGAUGGCAGCGUUGGGACUGGCCCUGACGUGGCAAGCCAGAAAAUGCUUUCACCACAGUUGUGAGAGCGACCUUUUCCAGGUGUUGCAACAAGUGGAGUGGCGCUGGCACGCCAUGAUACAGCUGUCCACGCAGCUUGCGGCGGCCCUGUCGUGGUGGGACCGGGGGCAAGUGGGGUAUUGGUAUUUGUUGGCCUCCGUGGGGAUGAAGGCGCUGGUAGUGGGCGUCGUGAGCAUGCAGCGACUGGACGACAGGCGUCUGACACAAGACAAAGAGAGGCGAUCAGAAACACCAGCAGCGGGUUUAGUGCCUUCUGUCUUCAGAACCCGCUUCUUGCCGUGGCUGCGCGACUCCGCGUGGCCUAGACUAAUCCUGGUCGGGUUCCACGUCGCGGAAGUUUGUGAGCGCACCAUUCCACUGGCGUCCCUGGUCGCCGCCCUCGGUGGUUGGAUGUUUCUCGCACCCUUGGCGAUGGCGCCUGGAAUGUGCGCGCGCUACGUCGCGCGGCGGGCGCUGGUGUCGAGGGCGAAGGGUGACGGGGUGGUGUCUGCCGUGAAGUCGGCCUUGAAAACAUCGCUGGCCUUGGACAGCGCAUUCGGCGCCGGGACUCCGGUGCAUGUCGCCGCGGCAAUCAGCUCCACCUUAGAGACCAUCGUCUUCCAAACCGUCGGUAGCAACGCGCCCCGCGGAUACCCGGACGAGCUCCACCAAUUGUUGCUGUACUGGAUCUCGGUGUUGUUCGUCUUCACGUGGGUGAUUGUUGUGUUGGAGGUGACGAUACCGGUGGGCCGAGAGCGCACGCUGCUGCUGCGGCCCCGAGUGCUGGCCCGGCGUCUUGCACUCUUGGGAUCACGAUGGACGUCUUCGAGGUCUAGGUCGAAUAAGCCGACCAUGCGUACUAUUCACGUUCAGCCAUCAUCCUCAUCACUUGGGCUGCCGCACACCCCAAGCGGCAGUAGCGAUGGCGCCGGCGCAAUAGAGGACGACCAGCGAACGCCUGGGUGGAGAGGUGGCAGGCGGGUAGCUUCGGUGGUUCCGGUAGAGUGA
Molecule: messenger RNA, 4803 nt
Organism: Ectocarpus siliculosus
Lineage: Eukaryota; Phaeophyceae; Ectocarpales; Ectocarpaceae
Source: the annotation of a GenBank genome assembly